Peniophora sp. CBMAI 1063 is the source of this 570-nucleotide messenger RNA. The record is from the annotation of a GenBank genome assembly. Lineage: Eukaryota; Fungi; Basidiomycota; Agaricomycetes; Russulales; Peniophoraceae.
AUGUCCUCCCCAAAUCUCCCCACCCAUUCCCGGCUACCGCGCAAGUCAGUGAACAGCCUAGACCUUGCAAAGAAGGCUCACAGACAUUUCGCAGGAAGACUCCGCGUCAUUGAAUAUACGCACUCUCAAGAGCUCAGCUUGAACCCGCAGAGGCGCGGAAGCUCCGAUUCUGAACAGCAAGCAACGGCGGGUGCUGGACUCAAACAGCAACCAUGUUUUUCAGUCCACUAUCAAGAUGCUUCCGUAAAUCGGCUCUGCACGUUCGUAUGCCUCGCGCUUGCGCUUGGUCCCGCGCUCGGUGCCGUGCUUGCCAGGUCAUCGGGCGCUCACCUCGGAUAUACAACCUUACUGGUGGCGCCGACGCUCUCAUUCACGGUUGGCUGGUUAUUCAGUCGAGAAUCGCGAGACUUGUCCGGCGAUAUCGGUGGACACGAGAACGCCCACACUUUCAAGCGUCACUCGGCGGGCCUCGACAGUGGCGCACGAGUUAGGCUCGGCAUGGGCACUGAGGCGCUAUUGCGCCGCGCGCUGAGGAUGCCCACAGUCUCGCCAGAAACGUCGUUAGCGUGA